This is a messenger RNA of Austrofundulus limnaeus, 674 nucleotides long. Its product is annotated as E3 ubiquitin-protein ligase RBBP6. Bases 384 to 659 code for a protein of 91 amino acids. Gene Ontology annotation, biological process: ubiquitin-dependent protein catabolic process; mRNA processing; protein ubiquitination. Lineage: Eukaryota; Metazoa; Chordata; Actinopteri; Cyprinodontiformes; Rivulidae. Gene Ontology annotation, cellular component: nucleus. The transcript is spliced from 2 exons. The record is from RefSeq and is a predicted model, not a curated record. Gene Ontology annotation, molecular function: zinc ion binding; ubiquitin protein ligase activity.
GCCUUGAACGCAGCGCGGGAGGGGCGCGUGCACUGUGCUGACGAGCCGUUGCUUGUGGAAACAGCUGGUGGUUUCUGUCAGCCAACUCGUCGGAUUGAAAGCAGCGUCACCGCGAAUAAAAGUUAAAAUUAGCCUCGAAACGGACGAAAUAGGGUUCGAGUCGACCCUGUGCUUCUGUUCCGACAGAAACCGGGACAUGUCAUCCUGUGAGCGGCACUUUAUCAGCCGACUUUUAGCUUGUUGUUAGCGGUGGACCACCCCACACGGACCGACGCUCCUCACCGCAGCCGGCUGCUAACGUCAGCUAGUUUCUUCCCCCUGCCGAACCGCCGCCCGACACUUCAGAACCGGGUUUUUUUCUUGGUUAACUCUUUUUUUAAAACAUGAUUCAUAUUCAUUAUAAAUUCUCGUCCAAACUCAGCUACGACACGGCGGUGUUUGACGGCCUGCACGUCACGCUCAGUGACCUGAAGAGGCAGAUCAUGAGCAGGGAGAAGCUCAGAGCUGGAGACUGCGACCUGCAGAUCACAAACGCGCAAACCAAAGAAGAGUACACGGACGAUGAAGGUCUGAUCCCCAAAGGCUCCUCUGUCAUCGUCAGGAGAAUCCCCACCAUUGGAGGCAGGUCCAGCUCGAGCAGCAAGACCAACAGGACGUAAGUGUGUAUUUUAGGG